AAAAACAUGCUUUUAAAGGUAUUUUUUGUUGUUAAAUUUUUUAUUGUAACGGUUAACGGAAUGUUAGAUAAUAACGUGUGUACCAAAUGGGAUAGUUAUUAUUUUAUGCCACUUUCUAAAAACUGUUACCAUGAUCCUGAUUUUUCUUCAAACACGCCCGAGAUCAUUGAAAGGCAUCUUGGUAAAGGAACCGUAGAAAACUAUACUGUAACAACCGAGGAUGGAUAUAUUCUUACUGCAUUUAGAAUUGUAAGAAAAAAUCCUAAAGGAGUAAUAGUUCUAGGUCACCCUUUGGCUGUUGAUGGUAUUAUAUGGGUUGCUGAAGGAAAUGCAUCUUUAGCCUUUACAUUGUGGAGAUUGGGUUAUGAAGUUUGGUUAACUAAUAACAGAGGUACCUAUUACUCAGAAGAACAUGUAAAUUUGACAGUAAAUAAUAUAAAAUAUUGGGAUUUUAGUUACCACGAGUUAGGUGUUUACGAUUUGCCAGUAUUCACUGAAAAGAUAUCGGAAACAUCAAACAGCACUGAACUAAUAUACGUAAGUCAUUCUACUGGUUCUACUGCUGCUACAAUAUAUGCUUCCCUUUUGCCAGAGCACGCUAAAAAACACUAUAAGGUUUCAAUAAUGAUGGCUCCUCCGGUGUUCAUGAAACACUCUACAGGAAUAUCCAGAAGCCUAUGUACCUAUAUAUUUUGUCCAUUAAGUCCAAUUUUAAGAUUUCUUGGUAUUGGAGGUUUAUUCACAAAAAAUUCUUUAUCAAAAGCUUUGACAAAAAUUUUAGUUAUUAUGCCAUCUAAGAGAUGGUUUGUUUUCUUGGAUUUAUUUUUCUCUGGCAUAACACCUGGACAAGUGGAUCCAAAACUCUUCAAUUUGAUAUUUUCUUUAAUUCCAAGAGGUCUUAGUUUAAAAGUGAUGUAUCACUUUUGUCAAGCCUAUUUCAGUUGGGACUUUCUAAUGUGGGACUAUGGAAAAAAAGAAAAUUUAAGAAAAUAUAAUUCGACAAAACCACCAAGAUAUCCUUUACAAAAAAUACAAAUUCCGAUUCAUUUCAUUACUAGUAAAAAUGAUUUAAUAGCUACAUCACAGGAUUCUGACACUCUUUGGAAUGCACUUCCCGAUGUGGCUAAAAUUUAUGGUAGAACUGAUAUAAGUGGACUAAAUCAUGUAGAUUUUUUUGUAGGAAAGGAUAGAUAUAGUUUAGCGUAUGAUCAUGUUUUGGAUCUGUUAAGAAAAAUGUGAUUG
Brassicogethes aeneus is the source of this 1242-nucleotide messenger RNA. The record is from the annotation of a GenBank genome assembly. Lineage: Eukaryota; Metazoa; Arthropoda; Insecta; Coleoptera; Nitidulidae.